Molecule: messenger RNA, 2075 nt
Organism: Frankliniella occidentalis (western flower thrips)
Lineage: Eukaryota; Metazoa; Arthropoda; Insecta; Thysanoptera; Thripidae
Exons: 7
Coding region: 272-1951 (559 amino acids)
Cellular component (GO): nucleus
Molecular function (GO): zinc ion binding
Source: RefSeq, a predicted model, not a curated record
CGCCAUCUUGCUACAGCUGAGAAAAUGAAUGGCGAGUGGCGAAAAAGUCAGGAUUUAACAAAUUAACCUUCUCUUCGAUUUUAUGCCCCCCUAUUUGUGUCAUUGUUUUCUCGAGAUGACUUGGAUAGCUCAAGACACAAAGAAUUUGCCAUGGCUUAGAUUGUCAUGUGUCAAACCACACACUCCCUACUUGUGUCGCACGCAAACACGGGAAUGUCAAAUUUUUGACUGGUGAGGUUAUGGAUAGCUUCAGUACCAAUACAAACAAACAAUGUCUCUGUCACUUUUAUCGCCGUUUUGCCGUCUGUGUGCGACACCAGGAAAUGGUGUCGCACUGACAGAUGUCAACAGUGAGUUAGGCAGGAAGGAAAACUUAGAUUAUUUAAUAAACAAGUAUAUUGAUACACACUUGCUGCUGCCGAAAAAUGACAGAUUAUGCGUCUGUGAUACUUGCAAAACCAGACUGAUGACCUGGAAUUUGUUUAUAGUAUCGUGUCAGGAAGCUCAGGAAAAGAUAAAAUGUGCUUUUAUCAAAAGUACAAAUGAAAUUAAUCAAUGCAAAGUUGGUCUCACUAAUGAAACUGAAAGACAGAAUGCCUCAGGAAGCUCUCUGAAAAUGAAAAGGUCAUCAAACUACUGCAUUGCGCGAUGGUGUAACAAAGGAAAUUAUCGUGGUGUGUCUCUUUUUAGACUUCCAAAAGAUAGAAAUCGUGCCUUAAAGUGGUUAUCAGGAGCUGAAAGACUAGAUUUAAAAAACAAACCAAAUCUUCAUUCAUAUUAUGUGUGUGCAAAUCAUUUCACACCUAACAUGUUUACAAACAAAGCACGCAACCAACUCAUAAGAAAAGCAGAGCCAACACUCUUUCCCCGCUUAUCAUUGUCUAAUAAAAUUGACAAAGAACGUGCUUCUCUGUUUCAUCCAACACAAUUCCAAGGGGUGCAGCUAAAAAACAUACUGCCAAAAUCUUCAUUGGGCUCACUUCCUAGUUGUAGCAAGACCUUAAAUGGAUGUAAAUCAACUUUCCUAGGUAACAGUGGAAAAGGCAAAGAAUUGGAUGUCAAAAUACUUGAGCAAAUACCUCCAAAAGAAACUUUAACCAUUGGUUCUAAUGUAGGACUGGAAGGAAUUUCAUCCAAAUUUACUCCAAUUCAAAAUGUUCUAUACAUUGUAAAUUCUGCCCCAAUAUCAUGCAUGCCUCUAAAUGAAAGCAGUACUAUCUUAUCCGGGAAUCAAGUCAGUCCGUGUGUUACUGCUAUCACAAAUGGAGAGGAUGAAAGUACUGAAAACAUUUUGUUAAGUGGCUCUCUGAAGUUCAAUCUUUUAGCUAAUGUGGACGACAAGCCUUCUGAUGGAGAAUCUGCUUCACUUGGCAAAGUUACUUGUUUCCCUAGAUUAGAGUCAAAUGAAAUUUCAUUUAUGUCAAAUGAUUCCUCAGAAACACAUGCUGAACUCUCCAAUAUAUUAGAGAAAGGGCAGAAAUCUUUCCUUGAUGACCUGGGAUCAUGUUUAGCAAGCGAUGCAUUCAGUUCAACCUCUUUGUUAAAUGUUAAUGACAGUUUUCAAGAUUCCUUUACUUUCAGAGAGCCUAAACCUGGUAGUCCUUACAAAUCACAUUCAAAGCCAGAAAUUUCUGAACAUACUCAACCAAAUGAAAAUCAUGAACCAUCUUCUGUAGGAUCGCAAGAUUUUCUUCUGCCUCAUGUACCUGAAAUGGCUGACAAACAAUCUAACCAUUUUUCAGAACAAACCUUUCCUCUUAAAUCUGAGGUAACUCCUGAAACAGCUUGUGUUGCAUCACUUAAAGUUUCAAGAGACCAUAACUUAAUUCUCAAUCAUGCCAUUGAGUCAAAGUCUCCUACUACAGGUCUGUUUGAUCUACAAGCUGAUGACAAUCACUCCUCAUAUAUCUCUGGUGUAGAUGAAUUUCUGGAUUUGGACCGAUACUUUUAACAUUUUGAAUCUACAUUGAUAAGAUUAUAUUGUCAGAACUAUAUCUGUAUAAUAUUGACAAUAUUUCUCAUGUGUGACUGUACAAUGAUGGCUUGCCGGUAAAAAUUAAACAUUUUUGUUUUUA